AGUCGCAACGGCCGUCCUCUCAUGCUCGGAGGUUUCCCUGUGUGCCUGUAUUGCCUGUCGAAUGACCGCGCGAAACUCCCCCUUGGGCCAGGAUCAUAAACACAGCAUUGCGGGAGUUAACUAUUUCCCGACAUGUCCUGGGUUGAAUUGCCAAGGGUGAACCAUCUCCGUUCUAAACGUCCAAUGUGGUACCACGGCGACGUCUGACGCCACGUUCAUGCACAUGACAGCAGUGGAUGACUUAAAAGCGGUCCGCCAGCCACACAGCACGGUGGGGAUUCCACUUCCCCACAUUUCCCGUCCGCUUGCUUCUUCCGUGACGAUCGCCGAAUCAUGGAUGGAAUGUCGGACAGCUCUGAGCUGUCCUGCGAAGCUGAUCCCUACUUCGUUUGCCUCCUUUGGCGAUAUCCCUGGAAACUUGUGCAGUCCUGCAGACGAUUGGCCACGUCCUUUCCGAAACUUGGGCCAUGAUGCUGCCUGGGAACGCCUAGCGGCAGUCUCCAAUCUCCAUAGCGUCAAAUUUGACACCAAUGGGCGGUGGCGGGCAGAUGCCCUCAAUUUCCAACCUUGCGCCGAGACCCCCUCGCAAGAUCGUUAUGCAAUCCAGCAGAUACAUAUCCAGGGACGCAUCUGGACCCUGUCUGCGGUUUUUGAUGGUCACCUCGGCAGCCAUACCGUUGAACAUGUGGCUCAUCACAUGCCCGUCAUUGUGCGGGAACACUUGGAAGUGAUCACUCAGAAACAUGGCGACCGUGCUGUACCGCCGCCGUUAGUUGCAGACAUGUUUGCGAUGGCCAUUCGCAAUUUUGAUGACGCCAUCGCUAAUGACGUCCUGGAACUUUUCCCGGGUGGUUUAUCAUCUUUGUCUCGCUUGUCGGACUCACAAAUCCAGGAAGUUCUCGACGAUCAACUUUCUGGAGGGCAAAAUUACACAAAGGCGAGGCUGUGCAUGUAUGGUACUACUGCGCUCGUAGCUCUUGUUGACCCUGAUCAUAAAAAUCUAUGGCUCGCCAAUUUGGGUGACUGCCAAGGACUGGUGGUCUCGGAGACUGGUCAUCAAGGGUGGAAUAUGGAAGUUUUGACGCGACUUCAUAAUGGAGAGAAUCCACUCGAGGUUCAGCGCGUCAUGAAUGAGCACCCUGGUGAGCCGGAGUGUAUCUUGGAUGGCCGUGUGCUUGGAGCUAUUGCACCCUUUCGAUGUCUAGGAGAUACACCCUUUAAACAACCACCCGAAUUCACCCGGCGUAUACUCUAUAAUUUAUACCCUGGUCAGCACGACACAUCUCCUUGGGAAGAAUUCCUGAUGAGGAGCCACACGCCUCCCUACAUUUCAUCCACUCCGGAAGUCACGCAUUAUCCCCUCGACCCAUCACCCCAAGCGCCUCGCAAAUAUCUUAUCCUGUGCUCAGAUGGGUUUACGGACAUAUGCGGCACGAAUCAACGUGAAAUUGUCGAUCAAUGGGCGCGUGCAGCCGCACGUAGUAGCUCAAGAGAGCUAGAUGAAAAAAGUCUGGCGCUCCGACUACUCUGGCAGGCGCUUGGUAAUGAUCCGAAGAGCGUAUCUCGUGCUCUGACUUUGGACAUGGACUCACCUUGGUUGGAUGAUGUAUCUAUUAUUGUACAGUGUUUAUAAUUGCCUGAGGCAACGACCUGAAGAGUCUUAUAUGUUCCUCGUUCUCCGAAAGUACUUGCUAACCCACAUUUGGAAUGUGUAGUGUUUGAGUUACAUAUUUUAUUUGCAAUUUGUUUGGUUUAGAAGGUAGAUGACAAAUAAUC
Messenger RNA from Suillus paluster, 1776 nucleotides. RefSeq names its product phosphatase 2C-like domain-containing protein. The transcript has 5 exons. Gene Ontology annotation, biological process: protein dephosphorylation. Gene Ontology annotation, molecular function: protein serine/threonine phosphatase activity. The coding region runs from base 218 to 1633 and encodes 471 amino acids. The record is from RefSeq and is a predicted model, not a curated record. NCBI's taxonomy places the organism in Eukaryota, Fungi, Basidiomycota, Agaricomycetes, Boletales, Suillaceae.